Rubroshorea leprosula is the source of this 1642-nucleotide messenger RNA. The record is from the annotation of a GenBank genome assembly. Lineage: Eukaryota; Viridiplantae; Streptophyta; Magnoliopsida; Malvales; Dipterocarpaceae.
CAAUCACAACCAAAUUUCAUACCACAAGAGCAACAACAAUCAUCCUAACAGAGUGAAAGCCUUUCUCUGGAAUCCUUCACCAAAGCCUUUUUGCACAUUGGGACUUUAUAUGAUAGCAGUCAUGAGAUUCAAAAAAGGAAGUAAAGUUGAAGUAUUAAGCAAAAAAUCAGUGCCAUCAGGGUCGUGGCACCAUGCUGAGAUAAUCUGCGGCAAUGGUCAUUACUACACAGUAAGAUAUGAUGGCCAUUCAGAUGCGACUGACAAGAUGACUUUGGAGAGGGUUUCUAGGAUGGCUAUUAGGCCUUGUCCUCCUCCAGUGAAAGUUUCAGAUAAUUGGUUUCCUGGUGAUGUUGUAGAGGUAUUUGACAAUUUCUCCUGGAAGAUGGCAACAGUUUUAAAGGUUUUGGGGAAAAAGUACAUUUUGGUUAGGUUGCUUGGUUCAUCUCUGGAAUUCAGAGUCACAAAUUCUUGCAUUCGGUUGAGGCAAUCAUGGCAAAAUGAUAAAUGGGUUGUGAUUGGAAAGGGUUCUGGCAGCUAUGAAGAUUGUAAUUAUGGUGUAAAUUCUACCCCAAAGCACAAUCAGAACUUGAGCUUCCAAUUUCAGAGUACAAACAAAGGGACACAACAAUAUGGAAAUUAUGACUAUCAUCCUAUUGAGAAUGAGGCUUCUAUUAAAACACUGAAGAGAGAAUUCUAUUCUCAAACUGAUACUUUUGCAGCUGGACAGAAGUAUAGAGCAGUUGAGAAAGAUGGCAGAUUGCACAGAGUGAUUGCUGCAAAUCCAUCCUUGCAUAAACAGGUAGAUGCCAUUGCUUUUCCCAGAAAUAUUCAAGUGGGAAAAGACAUACAUGCUUCUCUUAACAACAGAAUAACUGGGUUGUCUAAAGUGGAAGCAGAGAGGAGAAAACCAACUGGUGCCAUUGGAUGUCCUUUGGUAGAAAACAUAGUGUCAGAUGAUGCUGAUAGUGUUACAUGCUCUGUUGGUAGUUGUAGCAUUGGUAGUAACAGUUUCUGUAAGUUGCCUUGUCAUAUUUCAACAGGUCCUAAUGAAAAUAUUGAUGGCCAGUGUAGUGAUGCUGAAUCUUUUUGUCAGUUGAGAGAUGGAGAGGGAAAUUGUCUCCUCCCUACAAAAGAAGAACUGGCAGCUGAAAUCCAUAGGUUAGAGUUGCAUGCCUAUCGUUGCACCAUGGAGGCAUUGCAUGCAUCAGGACCUUUAACUUGGGAACAAGAAGCUUUAGUGACAAAUCUUCGUCUUUCACUACAUAUAUCUAAUGAUGAACAUUUGAUGGAGCUAAGAAACUUAAUCUCUGCUGAUAACAGCAUUCCUAGUAGAUGACAGGAAUCUUGCUGGUUUUUUCUCUCCAUUUUUUCUUUUACUUAGCUAUAGACUGAGAUAAUCAUUUCUUUUAUGGUCAUUCCCCAUUGUAAGAAGCUCGAUAAAAUUUUCUAUCAAAUUCUCUCUUUUUGUUUUACAACACAGAGAUCUACUUUGAAAUGAAUGUAACACCCAAACUGCAAAGCAGUAUAUGAUUUUAGGAAAUCAUUGUGUACGAAUUAUCUGUGUGUGUGUGUGUGUGUGUGUUCCCCUUUAACGUGCUCUAUCAUCUUGCAUCAUAUUGUAAAAUAUAUUUCAAAAAUGCAU